Molecule: messenger RNA, 1314 nt
Organism: Megachile rotundata (alfalfa leafcutting bee)
Lineage: Eukaryota; Metazoa; Arthropoda; Insecta; Hymenoptera; Megachilidae
Product: exopolyphosphatase prune
Cellular component (GO): cytoplasm
Molecular function (GO): exopolyphosphatase activity
Source: RefSeq, a predicted model, not a curated record
CGUCUAGGUCCAUUCAUUCCACUUGGAUUAUUCUUUUCAGCAGAACAUUGUGUUUCCAAUCACUGCAAUUGGUCACACAAUCGUAUUUAUGGUUCUCACUUUAAUUGAAAUAAAACACGAGUGUCCUGUAUAUUGUAUAUCAAAUUGAGCGGUAAAGCAUCAUGGAAUCGUUUCUGCUGGCAUCAAAAACAAUCCUGUCAAACUUAUCCGCAUAUCAAAAAAUUCGUAUCGUUCUGGGUAAUGGAACCUGCGAUUUGGAUUCUGCCGUAUCGGCCCUUGCCCAAGGGUUCUUCGAGUAUCUAGAUGCAAUGAAAAAUAGCUUGACAAAUUUGGCGGUAAUUCCUGUGAUGAACAUACCCGAAAGAGAAUAUCGCGUGAAAACAGAAGUAGUGUUUUUUCUUAAACAACACAAUAUACCUGCAAGGUUAUUAACAUUUCGGGAUCAGAUAGAUUUGAAGGCUCUGAAGGAGAAGGACGGAAUCGAUUUGGAGAUCGUGUUGGUCGAUCACCAUCAUCUCACGGAAGAGGACACGUAUUUAGCAGAUUCCGUGGUCAAAGUAAUCGAUCAUAGACCGCAGGACGCGAACUGGCCUUGGCCCGGUAGGAUGGUGCGUUUGGAAAGCGUGGGCAGCUGCGCGACCCUAGUGGCGCGGAAUUUAAUCGACAAAUACCCGGAAGCGAUCGAUACGCAAUUGUCGAGUCUUUUACGAGGACCAAUUCUUAUCGACACUAGUAAUUUUUCUAAGGAGGCUGAUCGUGCAACUAGUGUCGAUGUCGAAGUUGUACGUGACCUUGAAAGACUCGGGCAAUUGGAUUUGGACAAGAAGAAAGUAUUCGACGAAAUCGUCCAAGCAAAAUCUGAUAUCAGUGAAUUAACUGUCGAUGAUUUUUUGAUUAGAGAUUUGAAGGUCACUGCUGGUAUACCGAUCGUUGGAUUACCCAUACUGAUAGGGAAGUAUCUCGAAAUGCCCGACGUGUUCGACGCAAUGAAAAAUUUUGCAAAGUCGCAGAACACUACGUUGCUCGUUCUGAUAGGAUUAGAGAUUCGGUCUGAACAAAUACACAGAGACAUCGCUAUUUUUUCUUUCUCCACCGAUCCCUUAAGAGACGAGAUAGUACAAGUUUUAACAACCACGAAACCGUCCCUCGAGCUGACAUUGGUCAAAGAAAUCAAUCAUGAGGAUGGAAACUGCAACUUGCUCCUUUACUCCCAAGGAAAUUUACGUCUUACGCGGAAGCAGAUACUACCCCUCAUUCGCGACACCGUAACCGCGGCGAGAUCUCGAUGUUAAAGAAAAUACGAAGACAAUUUAA